CCCGAUCGCGCCAGACGGACUCGGCAGCUCGGCGAAGCGGCGGCGCGGCGGCGGCGGCGACUCCGGGCUGGGCAUCGGCGCUGGGCUGGCCGGAGGCGGAGGCGGCCCGGUGGCGGCGGCUGCAGCGGGCCUCCUCGCCAUGUGCCCCUGCUCCCUGCCCGGCCGCCCCCCGGCCGCCUGCGUCUGCGCCGCCACCGCCACCAGCAGCAGCCCGGCCACCAGCAGCGACGGCGCCAGCCCGGCCAGGGCGCGCGUCUCGGCGGCGCAGCAAACCGCGGCGCGCCUCAAGGCGAUCGGCGAUGAGCUGCAAGCCAGGACGGCGCCCCGGGCCGCGCGGAGCCGCCGGGCUUCCGCCGCCGGCACCGGCCUGGCCACCUCCUUGGCGCUCCUGGCCGCCUUGGCCUGGCUGAGCCGCAGGGGGCGCGCGUAGGGCGGACGGAGCGGCGGCGCCUCGACGGGCGGCCGAGCGAGCGAGUCAGUGGCACCGGCGACAGGCUGAAGGAAGAUCUAGGUACUUGGGAAGUUCCCCCUGUUCCUGCAGGAUUACCGCGCCUGAACAGCGGAUGUGAAGAGUGGGGUAGAAGAAGGAGGAGAAGGAUGCUGGCAGAGUCCUGAGUGACGCGGACGGAGGGAGCUGCAGCGCGGUCUGGAAGUGGAACAGAGACCGGCGUCCGAACGUGCUUUUGUACAGAAGAAGAAUGUAAACCCUUCAGUGGUCAAACGUCCAUCCAUGCAUGCCUUGUACAGCAGAGGUCUGAGUGGCGUGUGAGUCGCUGGAUUAGUGGUUCCCUCCCGCACAGCUCCCCUUAGACGCAAGGUGUCGUUUCUCCUUUUCCCAUGGCAGAGUGGCAUUGUUCUUUGUUUAGCGUGCCCGGGAGCUCCUUUGAGCUGUUGUGGGCAUCAGCUGGUCAUGGGGUAGGGUUUGCGCAGCCCUGGAGAGAAGCAGUCUGUGUGUGCGCGUUUGUAUAUAUAUAUUAUAUAUAGAGAGAGGUGGAGUGUACAUAUCCAGUCUAAAGGUACAGGGAGGGUCAAAUAAGAGUUAACUAGACUCUUAACUAGUUAACUUUUUUCUUUGGUGCUACAGAUAAGAUUGGCUGGAGCUAAAGUGUCUCCUUGGUGCUAUUUUGUUUUUUAAAAUGAUUUUUGUCUAAAAUGUGGAACUGAGAGAUGUGUAUUUUGAUAAUUAAUAUUUAUAAGUAAGGGAAUGGUGGGGUUUUUUUGCCGCUAUUCCCAUCCUUUUCUGACGUUUGAUAGCUUUAUUUUAGCUUAGCCCCUAACCUGUUCAAACUGCACACUAAGGGUGUUUGUUGAAGGAUUACUUACUAAUAAUCCUGUAACAUCUGUUCGUCCCCCACUGGGCAAUGAAAUAAGAGUCUUUCUCACCCCUGCAGUGUAGGACACACAUAUGGGUAAAAGGGCAAUUCUAAUCCGUUUUUUUUCAAUUUUCGUAUCUGGAGAUGGGAAUCAUUUCUGGAUGGACACAGAGUUAUGAGGGCUGGUUUUGUGUAGGGCAAGGAAGGUUCUGUUCACCACAAACUAUGAGAACAGAAGAUUCCUCUGCUUGAGCAUUUCUGUUAGCGCCAGAGUGACCAAUGUGGUCCAUGCGAAAGCAGGCAGGAGACAAAGUGUCACCAUUUCACGUGUACAAAAUCUACAGUGUGCACAGCUGGUGGUUUACCAGAUGAGCACUUAAAAACCCGCAGCUGUACUAGAAAGAGAGGUUUUAGUAUUCGGUGUUAACAGAGGCUGGCUGACUUUUAAUUUCUAUAUGCCAGGAGUCUGAGUGCUUAAGGUGUAGAUUAAAACCCAAGGGUCAAAGUGGCACAUCUGUCUCUGAAGGUAUUGUGGGCUAUUUUGGCCAUCCGUUUUAGCAUCUCCAGUUAGCUCUGCAAACUGUUCCUUUCCCAAAUGACCGAAAAACAGCCAUUCACAUCUGUACUGGGCAGAUAAAUAAUUCUUGAAUUUGUAAAAGGUUCAUUGUGGACACAGUAGUUGUAAACCAAGCCAAUUCCACUGCCCACCUUUCGGUGGUGUUGAGCUUCGUAUCCUCAGAAAAAUGUUGUACAACGUCAAGAGUGCUUCUGAGCAUUCGGGGAGUGCUUUUCUUCAUCAUGAGCAACCUUACCCAGCUGCCACACCAUGUGGGACGAGGAAGGGUAGGGCAGCCAUGUUUGUGGCCUUACAUAUCUCGCUUAGAAACAAACCUCUAAAUUGCUACUGGGGAAUUCGAACGCAGGACACGCACAUCCAAAUUAUGUAACGGGUCUAAGGCCAAUUUCGCUUGCGCGAAUAUGUAUCCAUUGCCACAUGCAGUGCCUUCCAAAGGAACAUUGAUAUUGGAAAUGUUAAUGUGAUUUUUUUGAGCAAAACGUUUGUACUGAUUUUCUUGUAGGCAGCAGAGAGUAGCUGUUCAAGCCAGCUUUGCAAAAAAAUAUAUAUAAUAAUAAUAAUAAAAGGGGUGUGUGUACCUUAAGGCCUUUGUGUCUUAAGACCUUUGUGUCACCAACCUUAAUAGGAACCACAACAUGCUGUCUCUGCCUCGUGCUUUUCAGUAGCAUAGAUAUGUUUAGCGGACAACCUUCAUCUGCUGCAGCUUGGAUUUCAAUGUUUGUGGUGUUUAAAUCCUGUGCUGUCCACAGGUGGAACUGUAUCUUGGUCUUGGUUUCAAACGCUUCAUAAUAGGGAAGCGUUUGCAAGAAGAACAAAAGGGCUAGCUUCAGAGAGUGUGCAACCUUAUGUGAAUCCUUGGCGAGCCCCAUUGUGUGACCAAUAGUACACUUGAAAUACAUCUCUGCCGUGCGUGGGAUAAAGCUGUGGAUGAACCAGCCCUAGCAACUGCUUUUCAGAUUGGGAACUUCAAAUGGCAAGGCUGCUUGUAAAACGGCACGGAAUACAUUAAUAUCUUGCUCUUGGCAACAUGAAAAGGGCUUUUUUUGUUCUCGUUGCCAUCUUAAGGUGCCCGGUUUUCAUCAUCUGAAUUUCGUUUUUUGUUCUUUGCAGAAUUUUGAAUAUUUUGGCGAGGAGUGGGGGAGAGGGAGGGUGGGUAUAAAGUCCAUCAGCAUCCUCCCCCCAGACCGAAAAUAGGUCCCCAAGCCGAGUAUUUAGACUUUGCCAGCAUGCUUCCAAAUAUAAUCCCUGGAGGCUAGCUGUUUGCGGAGAGAGAAACAUUGCUGCGAUUCUCAUGAAUACGAUUUCUACAUGACUUCACCAACACAGUGCAGAACGUUGCACGUGUACGUUGGUGGAAGACAAGAUCAGCCGUAAAGCUGCAAAUACCAGACGCCUGGGGGAAGUGUGUGUGAGAAAGAAAGAACAGUGUAUGGCUGUGACCUUCCCAUCUUGCUUGGGGGCUUUCAGAAUGCAUUUUGUGGGGCUGCUGCUAAACUAGAUAGAUCCCUCAUGUUCAGAGGUAGUAUACCCCUGAAUAUCCACUGGCUGAGGAAUGUUGCCUUGCAGGGGUCUGCAACCUGCGCCUCUCCAGGUGUUCAUGGACUACAAUUCCCAUCAGCU
This is a messenger RNA of Sphaerodactylus townsendi, 3510 nucleotides long. RefSeq names its product harakiri, BCL2 interacting protein (gene HRK). Bases 140 to 430 code for a protein of 96 amino acids. Lineage: Eukaryota; Metazoa; Chordata; Lepidosauria; Squamata; Sphaerodactylidae. The record is from RefSeq and is a predicted model, not a curated record. The transcript has 2 exons.